Messenger RNA from Trifolium pratense (red clover), 4290 nucleotides. RefSeq names its product PH, RCC1 and FYVE domains-containing protein 1-like. Gene Ontology annotation, molecular function: metal ion binding. The record is from RefSeq and is a predicted model, not a curated record. The transcript is spliced from 9 exons. NCBI's taxonomy places the organism in Eukaryota, Viridiplantae, Streptophyta, Magnoliopsida, Fabales, Fabaceae. Bases 750 to 3812 code for a protein of 1020 amino acids.
GCCCUCUCCAUCUCACAGAUUUCAGUUGUUGACGUGUCAUUACCGGCAGAACAAAAAAAAAAAAAUCAGUUACGUAGCUUGCUCUUUCGCUUUCCUCCCUCUCAGAACAGAGCCUCGUGUCAACAUUCUCCACAAAAACUCUUCCAAUUCAUGCUAAAAAAAAAAAAAAAUCAAAAUCAAAACCAAAGGCAUUGUCUCUCUCAACAACAAAAUCUUGCAAACGCAACCUCUCAUUUCUACAAAUUCCCUUCAACGCGGUUUCAACGACCCUAAUUUCUUCAAAAAUGGUUAACAUUUUCACAAUUUCUGUUGAUUUGUUUCAAUGUCGGAGAUUCUGAUUCCUUCUGUAUUGUUGUAACCCACAUUUGCAGCGUUUGAGGCGUUUCAGUUAAGAGAAUUUGAAGAUUCUUGUAGAGUUGGAGGUACACGCGCGUUUCUAGGGUUUGUUUUGAGCUGAAUGUGUUUCGUUGAAGAAAUUUUCUCUGCGGUUUUAUUAAGCUAGAGGUUUUGUUGAGCUGAAUGUGUUUUUCUGAGGCAAUUUUUUUCUUUCUGUGUAAUGUGUUUUUCUUAGCUAUGGGGUAGAUAGUGGAGCUUUUGUUUUGAUCAAUUUGCGAGUGCUGAAUUGGUUUUGUGAGUUUUUUUUUAUGGGGAAGGGUUUGACAUUGCUUUAUGGUAUCUGUUUUGUUAUGGUUUGUUGUUCAAAUGGGUGUUGGGUCCAUUUACGUCAAGCAUUUUUUAUUGCAACUUGAAUGGCUGAUCUUCACAAAACUGGUGUCGGCGACAGUAGGGAUAUCGAGCAGGCAAUUACAUCUCUUAAGAAAGGUUCUUAUCUACUAAAGUAUGGACGAAGAGGGAGGCCAAAGUUUUGUCCUUUUAAGCUUUCCAAUGAUGAGUCGCUACUCAUAUGGUACUCUGACAAGGAAGAAAAACAAAUUAAGCUCAGUACUGUUUCAAAGAUCAUUCCUGGGCAGCGAACUGCAACAUUUCAGCGGUAUCCUCGACCUGAAAAGGAGUAUCAGUCAUUUUCUCUUAUAUACAACAAUGAUAGGUCCCUGGAUUUGAUAUGCAAGGACAAAGAAGAAGCUGAGAUCUGGUUUGCCGGUCUGAGAUCAUUAGUUACCCGAGGUAACUAUCGCAAGUGGCGAUUCGAACCAAGACCUGAAACUCUGUGUUCUGAUAGUCCAAAGUCUAGCAGAAGAUCCACUCCAUCAUUUCCACCAUUUGUCUGUGACAAUAACUUAAUCUUCUUUUUUUCUUUUCAAAAUUCUUCGCCAAAUAAAUGGGUAAAGGCUUUCUCUGAAAUAAUUUCAUACACUGCACCUAGCAAGAGCUCCAGUCAAGCCGAAUCAAUUACCAAUUCCUCUAUUUCCUCCUCCGGGUCUGUGGAUAACUCGAGCAAUCGAAAUUCUGCAUCUGAGGCAAUUCGAAUCAGUUUAUCCAGUGCUGUAAGUUCAUCCAGCCAGGGUUCUUGUCAUGAAGAUAUUGAUGCUUUAGGAGAUGUUUUUAUUUGGGGAGAAGGUAUCAAUGAUGGAAUUCUUGGUGGUGGCCUGCAUAGGGUUGGAAACUUAUCUAUUUCAGAGAUGGAUGCAUUCCUUCCCAAGGCACUGGAAUCAAAAGUGGUUCUAGAUGUUCAUAGUAUUGGUUGUGGCUAUAAACAUGCUGUUCUAGUUACCAAGCAGGGAGAAAUAUUUAGCUGGGGCGAGGAGUCAGGAGGCAGGCUUGGACAUGGUGCAGAAGUGGAUGUUUUUCACCCUAAGCACAUUGAUAGUCUUAAUGGCACGAACAUUGAGUUAGUAGCAUGUGGAGAAUAUCAUACUUGCGCUGUUACUUGUUCUGGGGAUCUUUAUACCUGGGGUGAUGGUAUGCACAAUUCUGGGUUACUUGGGCAUGGAAAUGAAGUUAGUCAAUGGAUUCCUAAGAAAGUAAGUGGUGCAUUGGAAGGAUUACGUGUAUCAUAUGUGUCCUGCGGACCUUGGCACACAGCUAUUGUUACAUCAGCCGGGCAGUUGUUUACCUUUGGUGAUGGAACUUUUGGUGCCUUAGGCCAUGGAGAUCAUAGCAGCUCAAAUAUUCCCCGGGAAGUAGAAACUUUGAAAGGGUUGAGAACAACUAGGGUUUCAUGUGGUGUUUGGCACACUGCUGCAGUUGUUGAGGUGAUAAAUGAAUCCGUGGAUUCUUCUACGCAGUCAUCUAUUGGAAGACUGUUCACCUGGGGUGAUGGGGAUAAAGGCCAACUUGGAUAUGUUGAUAUGAAACCUAGACUGGUUCCUUUGUGUGUAAUUGCACUGGCUAAUGAAGACAUUUGUCGUGUAGCUUGUGGCCACAGUCUUACAGCUGCAUUGUCAAUGUCGGGACAUGUAUAUACAAUGGGCAGUACAGCUUACGGACAACUUGGUUGUCCUGCAGCAAGUGGGAAGGUCCCUACACGUGUUGAAGAUAAAAUUGCUGACAGUUUCAUAGAAGAUAUUGCCUGUGGUUCGUAUCAUGUUGCAGUCCUGACUUCCAAGUCAGAGGUUUACACAUGGGGAAAAGGUUUAAAUGGGCAAUUAGGUCAUGGUGACAACGGUCACAGGAAUAAACCCACACUUGUCGAGUUUUUAAAAGAUAAGCAAGUGAAGAGUGUGUUUUGUGGUUCAAACUUUACUGCUGUUGUUUGCCUUCAUAAAUGGAUACCGAGUAUUAAUCAUUCAGCAUGUUCAGGCUGUCAUAAUCCUUUUAAUUUCAGAAGAAAACGUCAUAAUUGUUACAACUGUGGACUUGUUUUUUGCAAAUCAUGCACUAGCAAGAAAUCUAUGAAGGCUUCCCUUGCUCCAAGUUCCAACAAGACAUAUCGUGUUUGUGAUGACUGUUAUUAUAGACUUAGGAAAGCUGCUGAAUCAGUAUCCUCGCAAACACCUAGCUGGAGAAGUGUCAGUUUGCAUGACAAUAAGGCCGCUAAAAUACAGGGAUCACUAUUAAGACUUUCAUCGUUUGGUUCUGUUGUUCAAUCAGAAAGCAGUCAUUCAAAGCUUCCAGAUUCUCACGAUAGCCAUAUUUUUCCAGCUUUUAAUGGAAAACUACAGCUGGGGGGUUUUGUUAUUUCAAAAUCAUCAAACUCUCUUUCUGGGGAAUCGAGGAAAUAUGUGUCUGUUUCUGAGCUUGCUACAAGAAUUUCUUGUCAGUCAACCUCUCCAGUUUCAUCAAAGUCAAGCCCACGGCAAUCUUGUGAAGAUAUUAUACAUGAUGAUUUAAAACACAGAAAUGAUAUUCUAAGUCAUGAAGUUAUAAGUUUAAAAGCACAGGUUGAGGAUCUUACUCGGAAGUCAAAAAGUCUUGAGUCUGAACUGGAGAGAACAUCAAAGCAAUUGAAGGAAGUGACUGCAGUAGCUGCAGAUGAAGCUGGAAAGUGUAAAUCUGCAAAAGAAGUUAUAAAGUCAUUGACAGCUCAGUUGAAAGAAAUGAUGCAAAGAUUACCAGAAGGACAUAAUGCCGACUCAAGCACAGAUUCCUAUGUUGAAACCAGUAAUAGGAUUGUUGAUCAAUCCUUAGAUGAGAGUCAUUUAACAAACAUUAUCACUGCCAAAAAUGAACGCAGUAGCGACACAGAAAAUAUGGUAUUUCCUAAUGGUACCACAACACAAAGUGGAAAGGCAGAAUUGGUGGUGCAAGAUGAACCAGGUGUGUACGUAAGUUUGUCCUCCCUUCCAGGUGGUGGUAAUGAACUUAAGCGUGUUCGCUUCAGUCGAAGGCAUUUCACAGAAGAGGAAGCUGAAAAGUGGUGGGCCGAAAAUGGUACUAAAGUAUUGGAACGGCACAAUAUAGUUGCCUUGUAGAAUGCAAGAGAACCUGUUUACUCGAAUUAAAAAGUAAACCUUCUAUUCUAUCUGUGAUUCCAUGGGAACAGUAAAAAGAAUUCCUUCUCUCCUCUUCCAAAAUUCAGAAGGAUCUUUUGUCCAAAUUAGACAGAUAACCAGAGUAGGAAGAAAACUUGUUAGUUCCAGCAAAAGUUCUAACCCCAACCCCAAAAUCGAAUAGAGGACUUUCUUGUACGCACUACUCACCGACGAGGGUUGUGCAAUUCAUUAUUCAUCUUGGUCUUUUUCUCAACCCCCUCAUGUUACAACAGUCCUGUAUGUUUAACUUGCAAUUGGGGAUUAUUUUGUUCAGCUAUUUUUUGUCUAUUGUAUAGCUACUUUCUCUUAGGGACCUAGUAAACUGAUCUUAAUGUUCUUUUCGUCAAUGUGCUCAUUCUAUAUCCAAUUACUUAGCAUGCACAUUCUCUGCAUUCUUCAGCUAAAAAAGUAAUGCAUA